Mercenaria mercenaria is the source of this 2773-nucleotide messenger RNA. RefSeq lists its product as uncharacterized. Lineage: Eukaryota; Metazoa; Mollusca; Bivalvia; Venerida; Veneridae. The record is from RefSeq and is a predicted model, not a curated record. The coding region runs from base 230 to 2512 and encodes 760 amino acids. The transcript is spliced from 3 exons. Gene Ontology annotation, molecular function: protein binding.
CACUGCUCAAUCUAUAACACUUACAUGCUAGAGUUACCCGAGAGUUAUAAUGAAAAUAUUGUGUAUAUUCUAGUAAAUAUAUAGACAUAUCCUUCCUGUUUAAGCGUUUAUAAAUUCAGGAAAUAACCGUAUUUAAUACGUAUUCAAUAUUUUUAAAUCAUUAGACAGUCUGUUAUUCAAUGGAUAUUGACGUUUAACGUUGUUAAGUAUAAAUACAUACAAAUUCAAAAUGGAGGUAGCAAACACGAAAUUCAGCACUUAUGGCAACGGCAUGACGUUUGACCCCAACAAGGUCAGCCUCACCGAUGUUGACCCUGUCAGCAAUGUACCGUACUUACACCAGUCAUUCGUCCUCCACACUUUCGUACCUAUAAGAUAUGUCAGGCGACAGAAACCUUUCGACGAUCCAAUAUUUACGGGAAUGUAUCCAGAGGGAUACCGUAUUCCAACAGUGCUCACAAAUGAUACUAAAGGAAACGUAUUAAAAAAGACAACAUUUGAUGAUGCUGUUAUAUGCAUGAUGGUGGGAAAGGAAACUGUGGGUCCGGAUGACGAGAACGCAAAGGAUAUAGAUAUCCUCACAAAUUUAGGGUACACACGCCCGGGAUAUCUCUAUCUUGACCCUAAAGGCCAAACACGACAGGCAAAAAGUGCUCCUGCAAUCUCGCGAGAACGGACGAAAACGAUGUUACAGUCUGAGAUCUCGUCACGUGGUACGUCUUCGAGAACUUACCUGAGAAAACAAAAUCAAAUGAAUGACGAGUCAGAUAUUGCAGAAGAGAACGAAUCGCUCACUCCUAGAUCAUUUUCAGCAAAACCCUCAGCAAAAACAAAACGGAAAAAGUUGCCGGACAAUGUAGAAUAUGCCUUUGCACUUAAACAUCCUUCUUGGCCGGAACCUGCUUCAGAAUGGGGGACACGCGGUCGUAAUUUUGGAUGGCCUGGGAAAAGGAUCGAAAAGAAGAUCCUGUCGAUAGGAUGUCACGUGACCCCUGGAGCUCAUCCAAAAAGCGAGGAUCCUGAUGGAAUUGAAUGGGAAUACACAUUUUAUGAAGCCGAGCGAGUUCUUGAUAAGGAAGCGAUAUCGUCUGUCCAGCGACAGUGCUUUAUUGUUUUCUGUUUGUUAUGUAUGGAAUGUCUGGAAAAGAAAUCCGUUUCUCUACGUCAGCUUAAAUCGGUGUUGUAUUUUGCUUGUGAAACAACAGAUCCUCAAAUAUGGCGGACGAACAAGGCUGUUUGCGUCAACAAACUUUUGGACAGUCUACUGGAUGGAAUUCGAAACGCUAAUUUACCUGACUAUUUUAUACCGAAAAAUAACACUUUAAGUCACUUAGAGAAAGAACAAUUAGUCCAGUUAGAUACAGAUAUUUCUGCUGCCCGAAAAAAUCCUGCACAGUUCUUGUUGCAAUACACAAAUUCAUGCGCAUUUGUUAACAUAUUCCCUUUCUACUGCAACGUUGGUGAACUCUUUAAACCUUUUAUGCUGAAUGCAGACGAAUUUUCGAAAAAGCAGGAAACCGAAAAAGCAGUCAGGGCUCUACUAACUGUAACUGAUGAGUUAUGCAGCAGUUUUUAUUUGGACGCUGGCUUUGAGAGUUAUGAGGAGUCGUAUGAAGAAAUCCACAUCUACAUACAGUCAUUAAUUGCUCACGGGGUCUCCGGUUUUGAAGAAACAAUUGAGUACUUCAUAAAACCUUUGCAAGGCGACAAAGAAGCUCAGAAACAUCUUCAAUUCUUACCCCAGUUAUUGAGUCAGAAGAAUAUAUCGCUCAGUGAAAAGUUGCCGAAACAUGAAAUUUGGCGCCCGAUUAGAAUGUGUCGUCUGCUUAUACAAAAAUUUGCAAACGGCAAGGAAGGAUCUCAUCUAUUUGACCACCUUGGUUGCAUGUAUCACUCCGCAUCGAAAGUGUUUGAAGACCAGCGUCAAGAUACACUGAAGAAAGCAGACGCCGCUUUUAAAGAUGCGCUUGGUAAGGACGAUUGCGGAAUUGGCACUUAUGUUGACUAUGGUCGAUUCCUGUGUAAAACAAAGAAAUAUGAGGACAGUUUACCGCUACUGAGAAAAGUGGUCCUAAAAGAAUUAAAGAAUCCAGAGAGCAUGAAUUUCUACGGCCGCAUGGAAUCGCUAGUUGCUGACGAGUUUGUUCAAAGAGAAAUAGAAGCAACAGAUGGUUUUGAAAUAUUGUCGUGUGCAUACGCGUUGUACCUCACAUGUGAAUGCCAUAUUCAGCUGAAAAAGAAAGGCGACCUAAUGAAAAGCUUGAAACAGUUCGAGGAUCUGUGCAGUCAGUUGAAGGACCCACAAUCUUUGGCGUUGCUUGGAUACACGUUGAUGAAACUACACCAGUUCAAAAAGGCAGGGGCGUUUUUCAAGCAGGUACAAGAGCUACAGCCGCAGAAUAAACUCGUGAAAGAUAACAUAGCGGCAUGUGAGAAACAUAAGGCUCGAAAUGUUUCUGAUGAGGAAUUGAACCUAGACAAAAAGCUAACGAAACUAAGUUUAUGGGCAUAACAUGUUGACACUAGUGUGUGUCCAAGUUUAAAAAUAAGAUUUUAUGCAAUGAAUUUGUAUUUACUAAUGUGUUCUAUGCUUAAAGUGCAACGCAUUCUGCUAUCCAUUACGCAGUUGUUAGAACAUUUAAUCACGGACAUACCUAUCAACAAUCACAUUAAUUAUUGUUCUGGCACAAUUUGUCUCAUAUCAUAAGUUUUGUAGAAACGUGCAGAUAUUCUGAAUUAUGCCGGAACAAGAAAUACAUUUACAGAAAAAGUG